Messenger RNA from Macrosteles quadrilineatus (aster leafhopper), 3015 nucleotides. RefSeq lists its product as uncharacterized. The record is from RefSeq and is a predicted model, not a curated record. Bases 1 to 3015 code for a protein of 1004 amino acids. Gene Ontology annotation, molecular function: zinc ion binding; nucleic acid binding. The transcript has a single exon. Lineage: Eukaryota; Metazoa; Arthropoda; Insecta; Hemiptera; Cicadellidae.
AUGGCUACCAGAUCAAUUUCACUCUCAAACUUCAACAAAUCAACCCUUCUCAUACAAAAUUCUUUUGAAAAGAUUCUCAAAUCUGUACAAGAGCUUGAAACACUUUUCCCCUCAAUCUUGUCAGUGAUACAAAUCAGAACUUUAAACAACUUCUCGAACCAGUUAGAAAAGAAACAUGAAGCCUAUGAAAAUUACCUGGAAAGAGCCUUGGAACAUAUAUCAGAAGAAUUAGAUUUGGAUGCAGUAAGUGACACUGAAGACAAACUGCGACUGCUAUUCGUCGAAGCCAAGUCUCGGAUUGAAGCCCUUCUCCAACAGCAGCCGCAAGAUGUUCCAGAAGAAAGUAAAGAUUCAACAAGAAUUAGUGACAUCUCAGCUUCAUCAUCUGCUCACGUAAGACUCCCAAAACUAGACCUCAUCACGUUUGAUGGUUCUCCUCUACAGUGGGUAAGUUUCAUCAACUUAUUUGACACUAGCAUCCAUCUGAAUGAAAGCAUUUCAAACGUCACUAAAUUUCAAUAUCUUCUCAGCGUGCUCAAAAAUGAACCACUAAAUCUCGUAAAAGCUUUCAGUAUCACUUCAGCCAAUUACUCAAUUGCCUACCAGCUCCUCAGAGACAGAUACCACAACACCCGAAGGUUAACUACACUUCACCUAAACAAACUGAUCGACCUACCGGACAUUUCCUCUACCUCAAACAAAUGUCUCAGAACGUUCCUCAACUUGUUUUAUGAACACACAGAAGCACUUAAAGCUCUUGACUGUGACAUUACUUCUAACUCUAACCCUCUGUUGUCCACCAUACUCUUACGAAAACUAGACAAUGACCUUCUAAAACAACUAGAGGCUUUUAGAAUUAAUAUAAAAUGCGAAACACAUUCUCUACCAGAAGUAGUCGAAAUAGUCAAGUUUCUUAAUCAAGAGUGUAACCAAAUGGAAGACGCUGUGUUACAUACCAAGUUUGCUCAAAGUACGAACAACCACAAUUCAAAUUUUAAACCCAAAUCUUUCACAUCCAAGCCCUCUUUCAUUCAAGCUCAGAAAGUUACAAUGGUCUCUACUCCAACUCCAUCAAAUCAAGACAACUCAAAAAAUCCUUUCUCAUUUCCCUGCUUUGUCUGCUCAUCAACUGGCCACAAGGUUUAUGCUUGUCCUAGCUUUCUCUCUCUUUCUUCAAAUGAACGUUUUAAAACCGUAAAGGAUAACAACAGAUGUGUCUCUUGCCUCGGAAAACAUGAUGUUAAAACAUGUAAGUCUAAAGCAUCUUGCUUCAAAUGCCACAAACGUCAUCACACCUUACUUCAUUUUGAACAUGACAAGACAUCUCAAGGUUCUACAUCAUCACAACCAUCAACCACUCAUGUUUCGAAUGAAAAACCUACCGUAUCUCUUUGCUCACAGGAAGCCAGUCCUGCUAAUCAAAUCCCUAAAACUGUAAUUUUAGGCACAACACUGGUUAAAGUUACUGCUCAAAAUAACGUUUCUCAUGUGUUCAGAGCAUUGAUUGAUAGUGGCAGCAUGUGUGAUUUUAUUAGUGAAAAAGCUGCUCAACUACUGAAUGCACCUCGUUUCAAAUCCAACUUACAAGUAGUUGGUCUUUCUCAAUCUCCAACUCUCACAAAGGGUAUUGUGAACCUCACUGUUAACACACUGGCAGGAAAAUUAGUUGCAUCCAACCAUGAAGUGCACAUACUUGAUAAAAUAUCUGUCAAUCUCCCUAGAUCUCAAAUAUCACAAAGAGUUCUAUUGAAAGUAAAACCUUACCCCCUUGCUGAUCCCAGCUUCCACUUAUCAGGGCCCAUUGACAUGCUGAUCGGAGCUUCUCUCUUCCCUCUUCUUUUAACGAAUGAAAACUAUUCUCUCGGCCCUAACAUGCCUAACAUGAUGGGAACUCACUUUGGCUUUGUUGUUAUGGGGAAUGCACCUUGUUCAACCGAUUCCCAGCCUGCCAACACUCCAUCCAUCUCUCUGCUCUCAACGGUUGACAACGAAUUGCAUAACUCUCUACAGAAAUUUUGGAAAUUAGAGGAAUUAUCUGUACCCUCAAAGAUAUCGGUUGAAGAGCAACAGUGUGAAGAUCUGUUUAAAGCUACCCACUCUAGGGACGAAAAUGGCCGUUACUUAGUUCAGCUACCAUUUAAAGAAAAUCAUCCACCUUUAGGAUCUUCCAAACUCAUCGCAGAACGACGUUUUCACUCACUUGAACGACGUUUUACACUCUCUCCUGAUUUGUAUAAAGCUUACUCUGACAAUAUAAAUGAACACAUCUCUCAAGGUCAUAUGGUAAAACUACCUCAUCUAGAUAUCAACUCUCCUCACUAUUUCUUGCCACACCAUGCAGUUGUGAAACCAUCCAGUACCUCAACUAAACUCCGAAUCGUUUAUGAUGCAAGCUGCAAAACCAGCUCUGGAAUUUCCCUCAAUGAUUCUCUCAUGACCGGCCCUAAAUUACAGACCAACAUUUGUGAUAUACUGCUGCAUUUCAGAAUACACAAUAUCGUUUUCACUUGCGAUAUUCGCCAAAUGUAUCUUCAAAUCUUAAUCAAACCUUCCGAUCAACUGUUCCAACUCGUCUUGUGGCGUGACAAUCCCUCUGAAGAUAUAUCCACAUACAAACUCACUCGAGUGACUUUUGGAGUAAAUAGCUCACCCUACUUAGCGAUUCGUACCCUCCACCAGUUAGCUGAAGACGAAGGUAAAGACUUCCCUGAAGCAGCAAAUGUCUUGCGCACUCAGACUUACGUAGACGACAUUGUAACUGGAGCAGACACGGUAGAUGAAGCAAAGAACCUUCAAAAUCAACUCAUUCAACUACUCAACCGUGGACACUUUGAACUUCGAAAAUGGACUUCAAAUUCUCCCGAGCUUCUUCAGUCUCUUCCAGACACUCAUAAAGACUCUCCAGUCUUUCUUGAAAAUACACCUGAUCCCCAUUUCUCAAUUCUUGGCCUACACUGGUCUCCAGACUCGGACAAUUUCAUUUCAUCUCAACCUACCGCCAAAAACACUAACUAA